Molecule: messenger RNA, 1185 nt
Organism: Amphibalanus amphitrite
Lineage: Eukaryota; Metazoa; Arthropoda; Thecostraca; Balanomorpha; Balanidae
Product: calmodulin
Exons: 5
Coding region: 292-741 (149 amino acids)
Molecular function (GO): calcium ion binding; enzyme regulator activity
Source: RefSeq, a predicted model, not a curated record
ACCAAGUGCUCGAAGAGUUUUUAGAAUAUUGCGAUUCAAAAGACGUAAAGUUUUGUUUUAAAUGACAGCAACAAAUGAUUUCUUUGUUAACCAUCACUUUUCAUGCACAAAAUAGCGAGGAUUUUCUUGUUCACGUGAUUGUGUAGCAGUGUGUGAAAGUAGUACCCUGCGCACGGCGACCGAGGCGGUGUGGUCGGCGCGGGAAACUGCUCGCCGCAUUUCGUUCCGUGGCUCAGUUCGGUUUGAAUUCGUGUCGUGUGAGGUGUGCCGUCGCGAGCAAAUCAUAUCACCAUGGCCGACCAGCUGACCGAGGAGCAGAUCGCCGAGUUCAAGGAGGCGUUCUCGCUGUUCGACAAGGAUGGCGAUGGCACCAUCACCACCAAGGAGCUGGGCACCGUGAUGCGCUCCCUGGGUCAGAACCCCACCGAGGCCGAACUGCAGGACAUGAUCAACGAGGUGGACGCGGACGGAAACGGCACCAUCGAUUUCCCCGAGUUCCUCACCAUGAUGGCGCGGAAAAUGAAGGACACCGACUCAGAAGAGGAGAUCCGGGAGGCCUUCCGCGUGUUCGACAAGGACGGCAACGGCUUCAUCUCAGCUGCCGAGCUCAGGCACGUGAUGACCAACCUGGGUGAGAAGUUGACAGACGAGGAGGUGGACGAGAUGAUCCGGGAGGCCGACAUCGAUGGAGACGGCCAGGUCAACUACGAAGAGUUCGUCACAAUGAUGACGUCCAAGUGAGCAGCGGAACAACCGGUGCGUGCCGUAUUACAACAGAGCAUCGUGACAAUAUAGGUGCUAUAUUGUGCGGUGCGGGCGUGGCGGCGGACGGCUCGGCGCCAGACGCCAACUGGCGGGCCGAGACCUUCAGUCCUCUACAUUCCUGAUUUUUAUACGUCUCCACUGUGGUAGCUGGGGUCGCCCGGUAGCCGCGAUCGUCGCCAUGCGCUGUCGUCACCGCUCUUCGUGUCCACCAUUUAUUCUCCGUGUUCCCCCGUGAUGCGUUCUGUUUGCGUUUCCAGCGUGGUUCUGGUUUUAUUUAUGGGCGCUAGGCGUAUUGUGAAAGCGGGCUAGGGCUCGCCAGAAGUGGAGGGUACAUGCCGAUACCAAUGUCAGUCAAACGUGAUUUUAACAGUGAUUUAGCGUGAAGAGCAUGGUAAUAUAUGACUGAGAUCAGAGUGAAAA